GGUUUUUUCGCGUUCCCAUGGCCUUCCGCAACGUGCUCACCGGCCUCCGCGCGUCCGUGCUCCGCCCGCGCUUCCAUGCGCCUGCCCGCGAGAUGAGCAUCUUCCAGGGCUUCAAGGACAAGGUCUCCGAGAAGCUCGAGGAGCGCAAGAAUGAGAAGCAGACCCAGGCCUACAUGGACCAGGUCAAGUACCUCGCGACGACGCCCACGUACACGCUGCAAGACCACUACGACCAGAUGAAGAAGCAAGCGGCCGAUGGCGGUGUCUCGGGCUGGAAGUCCAUGGUCCCCGGUGUCUCGUCCAUGCCCCAGAUCCAGCAGAUGAAGAAUUUCUUGACCAUCAUGGAGGCAUUUGAGCCCAACGUGCGCAACGACCCGAAGCUCAUCAACGGCAAGGUCAAGCGCAUUGUCUCGGAAAAGUGUGGCCAGCCCGUCGAGGAAAUCAACAACAUGAUGCGCUCGUACGAGCAGCUCGAUGCGCUCCGCUCGUGGCUGCGCAAGCGCGUCGAGCGCAACCUCCCGUUGCCGUCGACGCUCGAGGACACGACCGAGAUGAUCCGUGAGGACCCCACGGGCUUCCCGACCCGUGGCAUGCGCCCCAAGGCGGCCCGUGGCAGCAUGCCCCGACGACGCUAAUCACAUUGCCUGGUUGUGCACUAGAUCUUUUAACCGCAAAUGCCACGGCAAUCGUUGUCUCUCC
Messenger RNA from Saprolegnia parasitica CBS 223.65, 699 nucleotides. RefSeq lists its product as hypothetical. Gene Ontology annotation, molecular function: 7S RNA binding. The transcript has 5 exons. The coding region runs from base 18 to 635 and encodes 205 amino acids. Lineage: Eukaryota; Oomycota; Saprolegniomycetes; Saprolegniales; Saprolegniaceae. Gene Ontology annotation, biological process: SRP-dependent cotranslational protein targeting to membrane. Gene Ontology annotation, cellular component: signal recognition particle. The record is from RefSeq and is a predicted model, not a curated record.